AAAAGCAAGAAGGAAAUAACUUGGCGGCGGCGACCAUAAGACUUUUCCCACGCUCGUGUCCUACAUAGAUAACACACGGACCAACACCGCAGCAGACGUUGACAACAUGAUCCUCCUCGAGUCCCAUAAUCUCAUAAUUCAGACAACGCUUGCUGAGAAGAUCGCAAAGCCGUCGUCUCUCGAUGUUCUCUUUGUAGAUUUUGAUGGCGUGAGGUUUCAUCUUUCUACGCCGGAAAAGAAGACAGUGGUUCAGCUUUCCAUGAAUAUCCGAUGCUGGGAUGAGCUAGUUGCAUACGGCGCGAUGCAGAUAUUGCAACGGGAAUAUGGCCCGCUCAUUAAGCAGCAGACAGAGCCAGAAUAUAACAUCAGUCUUGAUAUAGAUAUUGAUCAGGUCCCAGCUGAUGAAGAAAGCAGAGAAGCAUUUGUAAAAUCUAUCUCGCUAUUCAAGCGGAACGCUCUGGCGGCACCAUUCGAGCUCGCGUUUAAGCAGCAAAAAGAGUUGGAAGCAACAGGUGGUGCUCAGGGGCAGUUAAUGCAGAUCCACUAUCGCGACGAAGAAGCCAUCUACAUUCAAGCAUCGCCCGACCGUGUCACUGUGAUAUUCUCGACAGUCUUCAGAGAGGAGACCGAUCGUAUUUUUGGCAAGGUGUUCUUGCAGGAAUUUGUGGACGCACGACGACAGCCUAGUAUUCAAAAUGCCCCCCAAGUGCUCUACACCAACCGCGACCCACCCUUAGAAAUCCGUGAUCUCGCAGGUCUACGGAACACUGAUGACAUCGGCUAUGUCACCUUUGUUCUCUUCCCUCGCCACUUUGCGAAUGCCGACAUCUCGUUCAAUACGAUAUCGCACGUACAGUUAUUCCGUGAUUAUCUGCACUACCACAUCAAGUGUUCAAAGGCGUACAUGCACUCCCGUAUGCGUCAUCGUGUAGCCGAGUUCCAGAAAGUCCUGAACCGCGCGAAGACGGAGGCUGCAACAACUGAACGCAAGACUGUCACUGGCCGAACUAUGACGAAUCGGUGAGAUGGACGGACGAGGUACCUUACCCAGCGUCAUGUAACUUUAGUUUUAUAUUCGUCAAGACUUCUCCUUUGAAAAUCAACCUACUAUACAGCUAUGGUUCUCAACGAAGGGAUUCCAUUAUCUUUGUCGCGAACCACAAGUUGUGGUUUGCAGAGAAUUCAAGGACACCUACCGACAUUUCUCUCGAGCAUUUGACAAAAUUGACAUUCUUUUCUCUUCUCUCCAUGGUGCAGCCCGCAGUUGCCAGUCAGCCCUGCAGCAUCUCAGACUUGUUACUGACCUCCACAGGCAAAUUACUGGCUGCAUACGUGCACUCUCAUACGCGUCAUAUGUAUGCUAUAUUAGAGUUGAGUGUG
Suillus clintonianus is the source of this 1380-nucleotide messenger RNA. RefSeq names its product Arp2/3 complex, 34 kd subunit p34-Arc-domain-containing protein. Gene Ontology annotation, molecular function: structural constituent of cytoskeleton; actin filament binding. The record is from RefSeq and is a predicted model, not a curated record. The transcript has 7 exons. Gene Ontology annotation, cellular component: Arp2/3 protein complex; actin cytoskeleton. Gene Ontology annotation, biological process: Arp2/3 complex-mediated actin nucleation; actin filament polymerization. Lineage: Eukaryota; Fungi; Basidiomycota; Agaricomycetes; Boletales; Suillaceae. Bases 107 to 1024 code for a protein of 305 amino acids.